UUUCUGACAUACAAAAGAAAAACCCCAAUGGUUUUUUCUGCGGCUCUGCCAUCUAUGUUCUAAGUUCCGCCGCCCACCUACUCCGCCGUAUCGUUUCAAACUAAAAACCUCCGCCGUCGGCGAUCGACGAGAAGAGAGAGAGAGAGAGAAAAAGAUCGCGAUGGCUUUUACCGCUCUCACUAACCCGUCUUCUAUCUCUCUCUCCAACUUCAAUCAGAAUCGUUCAUUUCAGUCAUCGCCGGCUUAUUUGCUCCAAUUGCGAAUCUCCGCUUCUCCGGUUUUGGCCUCUUCUUCCACCGGUAUCAAGGCCAAUGGUAUUUUUCUCACUCGUCGAUAUGACUGUCGCGAUCUCAGUAACCGUCGACAGCUGUUUUUGGUAUCUUCUUUUGGCGGUGGUGGUGCUGACGGCGGUGGCUCUUCGCGCGGCGGAGGGGGCGGCGGAGAUGAUCAUGGUGAUGAAGGAGAUUCUGGUAAUGCUGGUGAUAAGAACAAGGCGGAGGCGCUUUUGGUGUUGGCUGAGGCUGGCCGGUCACUGGAAUGCCUACCGAAGGACUUGGCAGCGGCGAUCGAGGCCGGUCGAAUCCCUGGAUCUGUGGUCACGAAGUUUUUGGAGCUCGAGAAGUCUGCUCUCAUGCGAUGGCUGAUGCAGUUUGGUGGAUUCAAGGAGCGUCUAUUGGCGGAUGAUUUGUUUCUGGCGAAGGUCGCGAUGGAAUGCGGCGUUGGAGUCUUCACUAAGACUGCAGCAGAGUAUGAACGCCGGAGGGAAAAGUUCUUUGACGAGCUCGAGAUUGUUUUUGCUGACGUGGUAAUGGCCAUUAUUGCAGAUUUCAUGCUUGUUUAUCUUCCUGCGCCGACUGUUUCUCUCCGGCCACCACUUUCAGUGAGUGCAGGAGCAAUUACGAAGUUCUUCCAUGGAUGUCCUGAUAAUGCUUUUCAGGUUGCUCUCUCCGGAACUUCAUAUUCAUUAUUACAGAGAUUUGGUGCCAUAGCGCGGAAUGGAGCUAAGCUUUUUGCAGUUGGCACGACUUCAUCACUGGUUGGCACAGCUGUUACAAACGCUUUAAUCAAUGCAAGGAAGGCUAUUGAUAAGAAUGCUGCAGCUGAAGUGGAAAAUGUGCCUAUACUUUCCACCAGUGUUGGCUACGGUGUUUACAUGGCUGUCUCCAGCAAUCUCAGGUAUCAAGUUCUGGCUGGUGUUAUCGAACAACGAAUUUUGGAACCCAUGUUACACCAGCACAAGCUCAUGCUGAGUGCGAUUUGCUUUGCUGUUAGGACAGGCAACACAUUCCUUGGCUCACUCUUGUGGGUGGACUAUGCCCGUUUGAUAGGAGUUCAGUAAUGAAUGUUAAUUCCAUAGGUUUGCUUUUAAUUAAAGUUCUAAUGAACACGAGGAAGAAGGUUCCAGUUUACAAUUAAGUUCAAUUGGCGUUUUUUUGGGUUUUAGUUAUAUUUCACUUUUUUUUAUUGUUUCUCUUUUCUCUGGCAUUCUUUUCGCUUUUCCUUCUUCUCUUCCACUAUUUUAUGUUGUUGUAUGUAGGUAGCCUGGACAGAGAUAGGAAAUAACAAAGGAAAUGCAUUGAACUUUGUUUGAAUUAAAACUUAAUUUUGAUAAAGCUUCCAUGAA
Messenger RNA from Benincasa hispida (wax gourd), 1624 nucleotides. RefSeq names its product protein RETICULATA-RELATED 4, chloroplastic-like. The record is from RefSeq and is a predicted model, not a curated record. NCBI's taxonomy places the organism in Eukaryota, Viridiplantae, Streptophyta, Magnoliopsida, Cucurbitales, Cucurbitaceae.